UAGAUCGCUAUUUUUUAGGAGUAAAUUUAAAUUCGAACGAGUUCAACGAUUUUUUCGUGAACAGAACAAAACAAAUCGAUCAAAAUGUUCAAAAACCACUUGGAAAUGAUUGGGCGCAAUGAGAGCCCCAGCAAGAAGGCGAAAUUCUGGCAGUCCUACAUCAGGUCCCUGAAGGGCUCCGAGGAUAUCCGUGCCCACGAGGCGCCCCGUGCCUCUCGUCCCUACAGCUCCUACCUGGACUCGCCCUCCUACAGGAGCAUCUAUGACGAGCCCGCCACCGCCAAUGAGCGCGUCCAGUCCUCUGGCUACAGAUAUCUGCCAGUGAGCCGCGACACCUACGGCUACUCGCCCCGUGCCAUCUACGAUCAUCACUACAGCCGAACAAGUAAGUUGGUACCAUAUACGGACCACAUACUGUACUAUCUACAGCCGAUUCCCGCCUAACUGCUUCACACAGCCGAGUAUCUGUAUCUUAAUGCUUCCGAAAUCGGUGGCCUUGCAAAUGUGGAUAUUGAACUAAGAUAUCCUGUUAUUACCAUUUAAAGUAUAUUUCAAAUAAUAUAGAUAAAUGAUUAUGAUUGUUUACAUAACAAAUUAUCCGCCAUGAAACUAAAAGAUAUUUUUAACAUUCUUGAAACUGGAAUAGUAACAUAGAUGAAAUUCAGGUUCAAAAGUUUAUGUCAAUGCUUUCAAUCUAGUUUUUUAGAAAAAAACGUUUAAAAUUUUAAUUAAAAUUUAAAAUUAAAAAAGGCAAUCACCUGAUUGUUAUUUGCAAGGUUACAUAAGCUUCGGUCCAUCCGAACGCCACAAGUUCUUUCAGCCUUUCUGCUUCGCUUCGAUGCGCCAUCCAUCAAUCAGUCAGUCAGUCAGUCAAUCAGUCAGUCAAUCAGUCGAGUCAUUACAAUCAUCUUACAACUGCAAUCUCGCCACUGCCUGCUAUUGAAGCUUUUGACAACACCUUGAAUAUCUCAAAACCGCCAUAUUUUUAUGCGUUUCAUUUGAGAUGAAAACUGGUGCGAGCGCUAUGAUUUCAUAAAUUUAAAAAUAAAAAUGGACAGCGCCAAACGGCCAAAUACAAUUACGUCAAUGAAAAUUUUCGUUUCGUAUCGUUUCGUUUCGCCUCGGUCGUGUUGAUUUUGGCAAAAGGCCUCAAAAAUGAACAAAAAAAAUAAAAAAAAUGAAGACAAUAAUAUAGGCAACACACACAGGCGCUAUAUAUCAAGUCAGGUAUAUAAGCGGAAUUUUUGACUCAAUUUUUUUUUUCGGUGCGUGCUCUGGGAUCAAAUGACUGUGGCGGCCCUCGGUGCGCGGAAACCGAAGUUCUCUUUUCCGAUUUUCCGAAUUUCCACACACUCACACACUGGCAAAAGCCCCAAGCACCCAAAUCCGAACACCCAGCCCCCUGAAGUCCGCCCAUUUCACCUUCAACCUGGUACCCCGUUUGCCUAAAUUAUUUAGUUUUCUUUUCGCUUUUUUUUGGACUAACCAAUUGUUUUUUUCUUUUUCUCUCUCUUUCAUAAAUGUUUCAGAAUAUACAUAAAUGUGUGUCGUCAAGAUAAAUACACAUAUGUAUCCGAGCGAUAUACAUAUGUAGUAUAUAUAUAAAUUUUCUUGAUAUUUUAUGCGCACUCUCUCGAUAUAUAUUUAUAUAUAUAUUUGUUGUUCUCUCUAGGCAAAAGACAACUUAAAUUUAGUGAACAGGAUUUUGUGUGUAGUUUUUAGUUAAAAUAUUGAAAUUAGAAAGCAAAUUAUUGAGUAGCCAGUAUAUACAUCUGUAUAUAAAUAUAUGUAUGUGUUUUGUGUGUGAAAUAAAAUCUGUAAACAACAUGCUGUUGCUUUUCUGUGGUGUUGCAUCCAUCCAUCCAGACCAUCCGAUCAACCAGACCAUCCAUCAAGGGCCAUCAAAGGGUUUGCUAUGAACUCCCAUCGACUUGUAUCAUGACCACGGCUUACAGUUCAUUUAUAAUAAAUUGCUUUUUAAUACGCUUUACUGAUUUCCCGAUUCCCUUCUUCUUCUAUUUGCCGCUUUCGCUAUGAUAUAUGAUAAUAUUGCUUUCUGGGAUGGCGUACGUAUCGAAUAUUGCGCAUACGUCGUGUGAGCCCACGCUUUAAACAUGCCACUUUCUGUAAGCAUCUAUUUUUGAGUUCUUUGCUUGCGUAACUAUUGGAAUGCUCAACUAGCUUAGGGAGUAUGUUUAGUUAUUGGUAAUAUCAAUCUUUUCUGUGCACAGUUCCAGCUAACUACGACGCAGAGAAGGCCUGGAAUGAUCAUCUGAAGCGCAUGCAGGAGAUCGAGCGCAGGUACCCAUCUCGCUAUGGUCUCUACUUGAGGGACAAGCCACUCACGCCCAACUCGCUGGUGCCCCUGGAGUACGAGCCAGAGGACAAGCUGCUGGCUGAGCUCAACAAGGCUCGUCGCUCGGCCUCGCCGUUCCGCCCUGCCAGGACGACCCGUGCCGGCAGCGAGCCGUACGUGCCACCGCCGAGCUACUGGAACCGCGAGGGCAGCGUGCCACGCGGAGGACCCUCGGUCUUCGAUCGUGCCACCAGCUUGGCCCCGUUCACGCGGCCCAGCUUCCGUGCCAGCUCCCUGGAGCCGCUGGACGAACUCUUUGAACGUAAGUUGCCCGCGAUCGCCGAGGCUGAUUCGGCGCCAGCUGAUGCGCCCAGUCGGCCACUCGGUAUCUUUGAGCGCGCCGGUUCGCCAAGUCCCACUCCCGUGAAAGCCGGUCGCUGGGGACCCCGUCCCACCGAAGUCGCCUACGAUGCUGAGGGUAAAAAUCCAAAUUUCACCUAUACUUUCCCUACCAAAAAAAAAAAAAAAAAA
This is a messenger RNA of Drosophila melanogaster (fruit fly), 2827 nucleotides long. RefSeq names its product myofilin (gene Mf). The coding region runs from base 85 to 444 and encodes 119 amino acids. The transcript is spliced from 5 exons. The record is from RefSeq and is marked reviewed. NCBI's taxonomy places the organism in Eukaryota, Metazoa, Arthropoda, Insecta, Diptera, Drosophilidae.